Messenger RNA from Brassica napus (rape), 3215 nucleotides. RefSeq names its product protein ENHANCER OF LHP1 1. The record is from RefSeq and is a predicted model, not a curated record. NCBI's taxonomy places the organism in Eukaryota, Viridiplantae, Streptophyta, Magnoliopsida, Brassicales, Brassicaceae. Gene Ontology annotation, molecular function: protein binding; chromatin binding. The transcript is spliced from 12 exons. Bases 100 to 2919 code for a protein of 939 amino acids. Gene Ontology annotation, cellular component: nuclear replication fork. Gene Ontology annotation, biological process: DNA-templated DNA replication; DNA repair; mitotic cell cycle.
AUCUCCCGGGCAUCACACACUCAAAUUCGCGCCGAAUGGGAACGAAAGAGGGAUAAAAGUAAACCCUAACAGCAACAGGAGCCAGACGCGACAAAUGUGAUGAAGUCACGAACGCUUAAACUCCGUGAAGCCCAUAAAGUCGGCGGAACCGCCGCGGCGUUUUGCUCUAUUCUUUGGGACCAGAAAGCGGAACACUUUGUCACUUCAUCUUCUUCGGAUCCAUCCAUCUCCGUCCACGAUGGACUCUCGCCUUCCUCUUCGCCCCCGACGAUUCUCCGACAUCACCAAGACGGCGUCACCGCCUUGGCUCUUAGCCAGGACUCUUCUUUCCUCGCCUCUGGAUCUAUAGAUCAUUGCGUUAAGCUCUACAAAUUCCCAAGUGGAGAAUUUCAGACAAACAUAACCAGAUUCACGCUUCCGAUUCGGGUGCUUGCCUUUAAUGGCUCAGGGAGUUUAUUGGCAGCUGCUGGAGACGACGAAGGAAUCAAACUCAUCAACACGAUUGAUGGCUCCAUUGUUCGAGUUCUAAAAGGGCAUAAAGGACCUGUGUCUGGCUUAGAUUUCAACCCUAAUGGUGAGCUCUUGGCUUCGCUUGACUCAAAUGGGACUGUUCUAUGCUGGGAACUUCAGAGUGGAAUCGUUUCCUACACCCUUAAGGGUGUUGCUCCCGACACUGGUUUCAGCACUUCUGUUGUGAAUAUUCUUAGAUGGAGCCCUGAUGGUCGAAUCCUGGCCGUGCCUGGUUUGAGAAACGACGUGGUGAUGUAUGAUAGAUUCACCGGGGAGAAGCUUUUUGCCCUGAGAGGGGACCACCUCGAGUCUAUAUGCUACAUAACGUGGGCUCCUAAUGGGAAGUAUAUAGCUACAUCUGGUUUGGAUAAACAAGUGCUUCUCUGGGAUCUUGAUAAGAAACAAGACAUAGAUAGGCAGAAAUUCGAGGAGAGGAUAUGUUGUAUGGCGUGGAAACCAAAUUCUAAUGCUUUGUCUGUGAUUGAUGUCAGGGGAAAAUAUGGAAUUUGGGAAUCUUUGGUUCCAUCAUCAAUGGUUUCUCCUACUGUUGGUAUUCCAGACAUACUACCAAAGAGGAGGAAUGAGAUUCUUACUUUUGAUGAAGAAAUGGAGGAAGAACUAUCUCCAAGUUUAAAUGAUGAUGAUGAUGAUGAUGAUGAUGAUGGAGCAUCUCAUCAGCCUAGCAGGAAAAGAAUCAGGAGAAAAACCGUUAUUGAAGAUGAUGUUGAUCCUGAUGAGGAAUUUUAUGAUGAGGGUAGCAGCAUACCUGGCUACAGGAAAAAGUCACACGGUGUGAGAAGUGGGCUUCCCAGAAACAUUGCCCGAUCAACCAAGUUCAAAAUGCAAAAACCUUUUCAACCUGGUGCAACACCCCCGAAACAAGGAAAGAGGACCUUCUUGUGUUACAAUAUGUUGGGAUGCAUAACUACAAUUGAACACGAGGGGAACUACCGUAUUGAGACAGAUUUUCAUGAUACUGGAAGAGGUCCACGAGUUUCAUCAAUGAUCGACAUCUAUGGCUUCACUAUGGCAUCAAUAAAUGAAAGUGGAUGUGCUUUCGCAAACCCCAGCAAGGGAGAAAAGAACAUGAGUGUUCUUAUGUAUCGACCAUUCAGAAGCUGGGCCAGUAAUAGCGAGUGGACAAUGAGGUUUGAAGGUGAAGAGGUGAAGGUUGUCGCUAACGGUUCUGGUUGGGUAGCUGCGAUUACAAGCCUCAAUUUGCUUCACAUAUUUAGCGAGGGUGGUUUACAGAAACAUGUUAUCUCCCUUGAUGGCCCAGUUGUCACUGCAACAGGAUGCAAGGAUCAACUUGCUGUGGUAACUCAUGUUUCAGACUGCCUUCCUUCAAAUGAACAGGUGAUGGAAUUUAGAGUCUUGAACAUAUCCAAAAUGACUCGACAGUUGAGCGGCCGUGUUGCCUUAACCCCUGGCUCACAUUUAACAUGGAUAGGAUUCAGUGAAGAAGGUUCUUUCAGCUCAUUUGAUUCUGAGGGUGUGCUGAGGGUUUUUACUAGUCAAUAUGGUGGCUCGUGGAUCCCGGUCUUCAGUACCACUAAAGUGAACAAACAAGAAGAAAACUACUGGGUGGUUGGUUUGAAUACAACCAGUUUAUACUGUAUAGCUUGUAAACACCCAGAACUUUUCCCACAGGUGACACCAAAACCAAUCCUUAGUAUUCUGGACUUCUCCCUCCCGCUUGCAUCUUCAGAUUUAGGAGCAGCAUCUCUAGAAAAUGAGUUCAUUAUAAAGCAGCUGCGUUUAUACGAGACUCAAAGAAGGGUGGACGAUAUGGCUUUUGCCGAGGUGGACACGACAGCAAUUGAAGAUGAGGCUUUCGACCUGGUAUUUUCUCAAGAUAGAUGCAUACUACGGCUCAUCAGCUCGUGUUGUAGCCGUGACAAGUUUGUAAGGGCCGGUGAACUUAUGAGGUUACUAUCUCUAGAAAAAUCGAUGAGAGCCGCAAUAACACUGGUUACCAAACUCAAGCUUCCAUUCUUGGCAGAGAAAUUCUGUAGCAUACUCGAGGAAAAGUUGCUCGAAGAAGCUAACGAGGCUACCGAAAAUCAUCCGCAAAAUCCAAGCAGAGAAGUGGUUAAAUCCAAGGUCCAGAAUUGUCCGGCUCCGGUUCAGACAAGCGAAAACACAGAGGCAGUUCUGAAAGCUUCUGCACCUAAACCGUCUCCUACUACACUUGUUAGGAAAGCAAAAGUUUCAGAAGGUCUCAAGCUGGGAAAAGAACAAAUAAAGAGAGACGAAACUGACGAUGUGAAGAAAAGAGAGGUAAAUAAAUUGAACUUGAUGAAGAAUCCUGUGAACAGUGUUAACAGUGAUGACAAGGGACUGAGAAAGGAAGCGAAUCAACAAGACGCACGACCUUCUUCAAACCCGUUCCUGAAAUCAAUUGUUUAAUGAGUUUUUUGGAUGUUUUUGAUUCUGGUUUGGCACCGUCAGCCUCUACGUCACUUUCUGCCAAAGUCUCUGUGUUCAGUUAGAAGGAAAUGACUCUCAAAUCUAUUUCUCUGUCAGCAUGUAUGUGAGUUUGUUCAUGGGUUUUCCCAAAGUUAACUUUGUUGUCCAGUUCGAUGAUUUCGGUAUCUCUACGACCUUGAAAGUUUUCAUCUCAUGAUUGUUUGACCCAAAAACGGUAUAUUUGCUACUCAUGUUUGUUGGAAUCAUACAAUAAAGACUACUCAUGUUUGUUGGAA